AUGUGGUUUGGCGUGGCAAUAAGUAUUUUGUUGUUUGGCAAUGUUUUGACUAAGGAAACUGAACCACGAGUGGUAGUCACAGCACAGGGUCCCGUGCGAGGGUAUAGGGAUCCCAAUGAAGAUAUUUUUGUAUUCUAUGGUAUUCCAUACGCCACAGCGCCUACUGGUACCCAAAGAUUCAAGGCGCCGUUGCCACCACCAAAAUGGUCAGAUCUAUUAGACGCUGUCGAUCAAGACAUAAUAUGUCCGCAAAUUGCUGCGUACGACUUUAUACCUAAAACAAAAACUAUGCAAGAAGAUUGUCUCAUUGCUAAUGUUUAUGUGCCAGAAACUAGUAAAAAAAAUCUCCCAGUCGUUGUAUACGUACAUGGCGGUGGCUUUAUGAUUGGACAUGGAAAUAUGCUUACCCCUAAAAAGCUGGUUAAUAGCAAAAAAAUAAUUGCUGUAACUUUUAAUUAUAGACUUGGAGCUCAUGGCUUUCUCUGCCUGGGUACUGAAGAUAUACCUGGUAAUUCAGGAAUGAAAGAUCAAGUGGCAUUACUACGUUGGGUCAAACAGAAUAUUGAGAGUUUUGGUGGUAAUCCUCACGAUGUCACUAUUUCCGGACAGAGUGCAGGGGCUGCUUCCGUGGCUCUUUUGAUGAUUUCAAAGAUGGCGAAAGGUUUAUUUAAUAAAGUGAUACCCGAAAGUGGUGAUUCACUUUCUCCAUUUAGUGUUCAAGUAAACCCCAUUCAUAAUGCAAAAGAAUACGCAAAAUUAUUGGGCUUCGUUGAUUCUAGUGAUAUAUCUGAUUUAGAAACUUUUUAUAAAAAUGCUUCUUAUGAAUUCAUACAAUCGGGAAAUGUUUUAUAUAGAACUGAUAACGUUUUCCUCCUUGCACCGUGUGUAGAGCGUGACAUCGGAGAAGAAAGAUUCUUUGAGGAGGACCCUCUUAGUAUAUUGGAAAGGGGUGAUUUUGAAAAUCUACCUAUUUUGCUUGGAUUUGACAACAUGGAGGGACUAAUGCGCAUUGAUAUAUUCGAUCAGUGGAAGGAUAAAAUGAAUACUAACUUUAAAGAAUUUAUUCCACCUGAUUUAGAAUUUUCAAACGAUGAAGAAAUGUAUGAUAUAGCUAAAACAAUUAAAAAAAUGUAUUUUAACGACGAACCAGUAACUAAUGACAGCAUAUUAAGUUAUAUCAAUUAUUUUACUGACACAAUGUUUGCAUGUCCAGCACUACGAACGAUUAAAUAUUUGCUUAAGGCAGGCAACAACCACGUUUAUUUGUACGAAUACUCAUACAUCGACGAGAGUGUGCCGAUGAUACCUCACACGAAAGUGCGGGGUGCAAAUCACUGUGCACAGUCCGCAACGCUUUUUGAUGGAAUUAAUAUAACUCAUUUAGAUGAAAGCGACAUAUCACGCAGCUUGAGAAAUUGGAAGAAAACGAUGAGAGGAAUUUGGCUGAACUUUAUCACAACAGGGAAACCAGAGUAUUAUGAUAUUCCGAAAUGGCUACCAGUUAGAGAUUAUGGUUCACCGUACAUGGCACUCAAAGAAGGAUCUGAGCUUAAAGAGUCUUUGCUUAAAGAUCGUUGUCUUUUCUGGGAAGAAAUUUAUAAAAAGUAUUAUAAAAGGCCUGUUCCGCCUUCACGGACAACGCAUAAUAGAGUUGAUUUAUAA
Messenger RNA from Melitaea cinxia (Glanville fritillary), 1662 nucleotides. Its product is annotated as cholinesterase 1-like. NCBI's taxonomy places the organism in Eukaryota, Metazoa, Arthropoda, Insecta, Lepidoptera, Nymphalidae. The record is from RefSeq and is a predicted model, not a curated record. Bases 1 to 1662 code for a protein of 553 amino acids. The transcript has 4 exons.